AUGAUCGUUUUAAGGGGAACGAGAUUUAUGGAAAACAAAUCUUUCUUCAGGAACAAUAGACCACGACACCGUUUCACUAUGCAAAAAGAUCUGGAAUUCUCUAAAUUCAAUCGAAAUAUCUGCGACCUCAGAAACUUCAAUCCAGAAGAUAUCACCACAGUUUACAAACACCCCGACGUCAUCCACGUUUGCGAAUACAUAAAAGACAAAUUAUACUUUGCAACGUUGAACAAUGGCCGAAAUUACGUGAGAAGUACUUCCAAUAUUACUUUCUUCACCACCGAUGACGAGCUCGUUUACAACAACUUUUACAGCGACUUUGGUCCCUUAAACAUUGCCUGCCUGUUCAGGUACUGCUGCAAGGUUAACAAGAAACUCGAAAGUCCCUCGAACCAACAUAAGCAGAUCGUGCAUUUCACUUCGCAACGAGAUCACAAAAGAGCAAAUGCUGCUUUCUUGAUUGCUUCCUAUGCCGUGUUAUACUUAAACAAAAACCCUAAGGAAGCUUACACCAGUCUCUUCAUGGGAGGUGAUGUUCCCAUAAAACCGUUCCGAGACGCCUCUAUGGGACCCGCCGCCUACAACAUCCAUUUAUUAGAUUGCCUGAAUGCGCUACAGAAAGCAGCAUCGUUCGGGUUCUUUAAUUUUAAUGACUUUGACGUGAACGAAUACGAGAAGUACGAGGAUAUACGAAACGGAGAUCUGAAUUGGUUGGUGCCGCAAAAGUUUCUUGCUUUUGUUGGACCGAGCACGGAACCGGGAACCCCUUAUCAUCCACCUGAAUGUUACAUUGAUUAUUUCGUGAAAAAUGGAGUCAUCGCUGUAGUUAGGUUGAAUAAGAAGGCUUAUGACGCGUCGAGUUUUACUGAGGCGGGGAUAACGCACUAUGAUAUGUUCAUGCCGGACGGCACUGUUCCACCGAAAAGGAUUCUUAAUCAGUUCUUCCAGCUCAGCGAGAAUACUACUGGACCAAUCGCUAUUCAUUGCAAAGCUGGACUAGGAAGAACAGGGUCCCUAAUUGCCGCGUAUUUGAUAAAGCACUACAAAAUGGCUGCCAGAGAGGCCAUUGCAUGGAUCAGAAUUUGCAGACCUGGCUCCGUUAUCGGACACCAACAAGCAUGGUUGGAAAAUAUGGAACAAAAUUUGUUGAAUACUGGACAACAGUAUAAACUGAAGUAUUAUGGCGAUGGAGAUGUUAUACUGCACCACAAAUAUGGAAUAUACUCCAUUGCGAGCAGAACGGAGAGACCAAUGUCCUGCUCUUCCGAAAUGGGAUCCACAGAAGUUAAGAGGGACGAUCUGUCCACCGAGAGGAGAAAUAAAAUGAAACUUAUAAGAAUUUUAGGGAAAUUCAAGAACAGAGGAUCGGAUGAUUCAGAAAAAGGAUCGCAGAAAUAUCGGAACGACUCCAACGCUGCAUUAACACAAGGAGACAGAUUAAACGAAAUCAAGUUGAACAGACACAAAGUAUCUCGAAGCACGGACUCGCGGCAGAAGGAUAAUGUCGAGCACGGAUUGGACGGCCCGAAAAGCGCGCGAAAAAGGAAAUAAAAAAGGUAAACUGUAACAAAAAAAAUUUGCUAUUUUAUUGCGUUCAAAGUAAAGGUGUUCAAAGUGAAUACCACUUGAAUUGUAAUCAAGAAUAAUUUGUUUAAAAAAGUACAUAAGGACUGUUAAAGUCAGAGCUUCGGAAGAAGAAUGAUUUAUACAAAAUCGUUUUACAUAAUUUUAUAAUCCAUUCGUUACAAAAUGAUUCGUUUAGUAUAAACUAAAUAGAGAGAAAGAGAUUUUCUCCGGGAGAAUUAUUAUAAUAAUUAUAUAGAGUAUACAAUUUUUGGACAACUCACUGAUCAUCGUUACAAUUACGUAGAUUAAAAAAAAAGAUGGCGUGUAACGGAUUUCAGUGAAACGUUCAAACGAUUAUAUACUCCAUAUAUUUAUUGAAAAAGUAAUUUCCACGCAGAACAUUUUGACGUAGCGUCGACAAAUAGGAGGUAUUCCAGCAAAACAGGAUUUUGAGAAAUAAAGGCAGGCACAAUGUUUCAAUUGCACGAGCACCUGCGUCUCUCAAGUUUUGUACAAUUAUGCGUCGAUUAACACUUUUGUUUAAUCUCGUUUUGUUUUUGUUCGCCAAGAGCGAGCCUUGAUGCAAUAUCAUUUGGCAUUGAAAUUUCGACCUUCAAGCGAACAUGAACUCGUCGUUCAAGGAAGGAAGUAAAAUAGAAAAAUUGACGAGGACUUAUUACGUUCUUUUUUCUUCUUCGAUAAAACAUGAACCACAAAUUUGUACCUAGUUAAAUAUACAAGAAGGAAAGUUUACCAUAAACCUGUGCUGUAAAAAGUGUUAAUCAAAGUAAUCAUCACUUUAUAUUCCACGUUCCAUCGAAUGGUCAUUCAUUAUUUUACAUUUCACGAUUAUUACUCGUUAUAGUUCUUACAAUUGCUGUAGAUUAUUAACUAUCGAAGUUUAUAUAAUACAUAAAACAUAUGUAUUUUAUACCCUAUAAUUAAUGGGAACAGUUCAAGAUAGGGUAUGCGAUUGUGCUAUGUAACAUCGAAGUGAAAUUCAUUCGAAUUUGUAGUAAAAAGAGAAAAAGAAAAGAGAACUUUCCGUGAGGUAUUGUGAUUACCUGCCUUGCAGCAGAUUUAUGGUGGCAGAUUCAAUCAUUUAUGACUAAAACAUUCAAGACAAAUCAGAUUCUGCGAGCAUAAUUAUAAGUGGCAGAAGUUUUGCAUUUAAGACGAUUACCAUGCAAAUAAGAUGUAUCAAUAGAAAGUUUAUCAUUUUUGAAUCCAUCAAUGAAAAGUGUAGAGGUUUAAAUUUCUCUGAAAACUGGAGAUCAAUAAAUCCAACCAUUUUACUGACAAAUUCCUCUAAAUAAGUUCUCCAUUGAUAUAUCAUAUCCCCUAGUGGUCUGUCCUAAAUAAUAAACUACAGCCCGCAAUUAUCAUCUAAUAGCACAAAAAUAUAAGAAAGUAAUUAUUAACUAAAUGUUAUACCUUCUUCUUUUUUUUGUGUUAAUGCAAAAAAGUAAUUGGUAAUAAUAGUCUGGCAUCGAAAUCUCGCGUAUCACAAUGAUUAGAGUUUGAUAAACAGGUGUGUAAAAAACAGGCCAUGAGUAGAACUCCUCCUGAACUAAUACACGCACCUCUUAUAACUCGAUAAACGUUUAUCGUUUUGUUAAUCCCCUUUUUUAGGAUACAAUUCAUUUACUAUGUUGCUGAGAAACGAACGUGAAGUUUAUCUAGAAUUACUAUGAUCCACGUUUUUUACGUUGCAUAAUGCAUCCGUGAUCUCUAUAUUCAAACGUUUUUGCAUCGUCAUCCGCUUUUUUUUUUCAUUACCCUAAACACGCGUU
Molecule: messenger RNA, 3359 nt
Organism: Megachile rotundata (alfalfa leafcutting bee)
Lineage: Eukaryota; Metazoa; Arthropoda; Insecta; Hymenoptera; Megachilidae
Product: dual specificity protein phosphatase CDC14C
Biological process (GO): protein dephosphorylation
Source: RefSeq, a predicted model, not a curated record